AUGGCUCUACCGGACGGCCCCCACUGCGACCUGGAUUCUGACACGACGAGGAACCGCGACUACCACUGCGGAGAACCGCUGCACAAGACCGAGGAGCCGCAGGACGGAUCGGAGCACGAUGGCACCAACCUUAUGCAAACCGGGGUGCGACUGAGCUGGGAAGAAAUGCUGGCUAACCUGCAGCAUGACCUUGAGAUGCUGCCGAAACCCCAACGAGCUGAAGCGGUGGUGCAGCUGCUGCGCUGGUUGGACUAUCGGGCUACGGAUAAGGAGCAAGGCUACCUCUUGGGCCACAUGCGGGGGCGAACGGCUGACCUCACGGCCCUACUGGUGGCUGCACUGGAUGACACUCAGGUGGAUGCUUCGACUAUCACGGGCCCCUGGUGCUCCUCCUGGGUGCUCGAGACCCGCAGAAGGCUAAUGGAGUUCAUUCCAUGCCAUGAAGGAUCCCAUGAAGGCUGGGGGAAGCCAAUGGAAACAGGCAUGCCUUGCAUCAUGCUGUUUGGACGCCCACCACCGACGAGCACACCACCAUCCUCGCCGGGACUCAGCGCGGUGGUGGACUUGGAGGAGGAGGAGGAGCAUGGUGAACCCAGCAAACGCCGGUGCUUGGCAGUUGAACUCAGUUCGGGCUCCGGGGACGCUCCAAGGCUUGCCAGGACGAUACGUAUGCCCUUCCCCGGUGAUGUUUGCAGCUUCCAGGUUAAUGUCAGGGUGGAAGAGACGGACGAAAGUGAGGCCACCACCAUGAUAGGACAACAACCGGCAUGCCCUCGCCAAGACCGACCGAGCCUGACGGGCUUCAGACUGCCCGAGCCGGCGCCUGGGGACCUAGCAGCGUCGGGGAUCUCCAUGAGUGAGUUCAUGGGGCUGUGGACCGGGUGGAAGUCUGGGUCCAUCUGCUAUGAGGACAUUGCCAGGGUGUACGGCAAUCAUGCAGCCCAACUGGCCCAACGACUUUGGAGUGACCUUCCCGCCGAGGCCUACACCAACCCCACCCUUUAUCCACAGGAACAGAAUCUGGAUGUGGAGCCGGCCCAGUCAGAGGUUAUGCACGCGACACAACAGCAGGACCCCCACUUGACUGCACUCGAGUCGCAGACCGAGCGGACGCCGGACCACACCAAGGAGACCUUGGACGAUGAGGCGGCCCUCCUGACUGUUGUCAUGCGCCUGCUACCAGCUCUUCAGGUGCUUGCCCCGGAGGUACCCGUGGUUUGCGAGUUGACGGCCAUGCAGUUGGCCAGCAACUGGAUUCGACGUCUACGGCAGCAAGGACUCGAGAAUGUGGUGAUCACCAGCUGCCUCUUGAACUACGCCCAGGCACGAGCAGACGGAGAAUACAUGCAGGACUGGGAGGACAUCCUCUUGGAGUUAGGCCUCGAGGUCGAAGGGGACCAAGGGCGAACCGAGGAAGUGCCGCAUGCUGUGAGUGAAAUGCUUCAGUGGGUGGAAGCAGAGAUGUGGGAGGACUACGUGGACAGGCUGGAAGGCUUGGUUGGCUGGGAGUCGCAGCAGGUGGCCAAUGCCCGGGAAGUUGCCAACAUGCAUGAGAACGUCCGCGGAGAGUGGAGGCAGCGGGCUGCAGCUGGGGACAUGAAUUUGGACCUCACAGUACCGACCACUGGCCGCAGAGUCCGACCACGACGGGCGCAAGGGCAAGCUGAAGAAGGAGGAUCGGAGGGCGACGCCCAGUCGCUUAUGGAACGGCCGCAUCGACAUGGUGAACGUGGACGGGACGACAGCAGGGGUGCACCAGAACGCCGAGGGAGAGACGCCAGGGAUGCCAGAGGAAGUUCGAGAAGAGGUAUGGAUACGGAGGAGGAACGCACCAGGUCGCGGCCCCUUGGAAACUCGAGACCGAGUCGAUGCACCGAAGAGGUAAGAAGGUUGGAGCCUCGCCGCCCACACACGCCCCGGCUAACGCCCACGACGACGAGGUCGGCCCUGCCUACUUUGUCAGUGGACGCGGCUACGGCGCGCUGGCUGCACUUCCUCAACCUCAGACCGUCGCCGACAACCACUUCACUGGAACCAGCAUUGCCGCAGGAGGGCAGGCAAGAGCGCAUCGACUGGCUGGGGACGCUACACGAGCAGGACAUGGCAGCUGCUAUGGCUGGCUUGAUGCGAGUACUGGCUAUGUUGAUGGUGGAGUGCUCGCAUAUGCUUGUGACCCACCAGGCGGCCUUCUUGGUGUCUGUGGACCUGGAGGAAGAGGACGACGAGGAGACGAUCUACAUGCAGCAAGGUUGGACUACGGCUAAACGUCGGAAGACCGACGACGGACCUACGGAGGAGGACCUUCGGGCGGAACAUGAAGAACGGGUGGCACUACAACGCGAAAGAGCAGCCCGGGAUCAACAGCAACAAGAGCGUGAAAGGGAGGAAAUCGCCUGGGAAGCAGAACAAGAAAAGCUGGCAACCCAGCUGUACGCGGCACACGAGGCCGCUCGCUACAGGGACUGGGAACAAUGGGAGGUACUCCACGCUGUGUCAGCAGUUCCGAAGCGACAGCACCUCCGCAUUGUGGCUGAAGCAAUGGGGCCAACGGAGGCGAGUUCUUCUUCCACUACCCCCUCGGUGCAGGUCUUUCAGUGCGAGUUGCCACGGCUGAGGCAGGGGGGCUUCAGACUGACACUGGAGAUGGGCGAGGUUGGCCGACCGGUGGCUCCAACUGCACCAACAGUUCCAGAACGGCCAGAAGCUCCCUCUACCACGACGAGCAACCGCGCCCAGCCGGACGAGGACGAGCUGGACACGGUCUACAAGGUCUGGUCUGCAGGAGGUUGCUCAGACAGUGAAGUCCGGGCGAACUAUGGGGAUGAGAUCAUGACAGGGUUCCUGGCGCAGUGGCUUUCAGAACAAGAUGACAUGGAGGGUGAUGACACGGACGAAGAGCAGGUCCACGAGACUCAAUGCCAAGAUGAAGGGAUCCGCACCGAAGAAGAUUUGGCCCUCUUCCGAGGGAACUUGGACAGAAACCAGGUGCUCCAGAAAUGGCAGAUGCUGUCAGGCAAGGCCGUUUUCAGACAGGGCGGUCGUUUGGUUGCGCCGAGCUCCGUCGAAGACGUCCUGGAGCUAGGGGGCUUCGAGGACGCCGCACUCAACACUGAGUUCACGCGAAACGUGUCCUUCCAGCCCCACAACGGGCAGCCGGUGUACGUGUCGAGCAACGCCCAGUACGUGCUAUGCUCCAGCGCCGGCGAGGACGACAAGGUGUGGCUGGUCAUCUCCUUGGAUGACUUUCAACACGAGAAGAGCGGCAGUUGGGAGGGCCGUCUCUGGUCGUCCCUGGGGGCCUUGGCCGUGUCGCCGCCGGGCAUUUCACUGGACAAAGCGCCACAGACCGCCUGGCAGGCACCAGUUCGCGAAUUUGGUAUGCGUUUCCAGAGUUGGGUCGAUCCUGGAAUGCCUUUGGGAUAA
This is a messenger RNA of Symbiodinium sp. CCMP2456, 3423 nucleotides long. The record is from the annotation of a GenBank genome assembly. Lineage: Eukaryota; Dinophyceae; Suessiales; Symbiodiniaceae.